AUGCCAAAGAAGAGCAAGGCGAACAAGUUGUCGCGCAUGUCGGAGGAGGAGCGCGCGCGCUACCUGCAGCACCGCGCCGACUUGGAGGAGGAGGCGCGUCGCAGGAAGAGGGAGCUUAUCGCCAGGUUCAUCAAGAAUAAACUCGAUAAAGAAGAGUCUUACAGCAAGAUGAACACAGCGAAGAUCAACCAGGAGUGGCGGUAUGUACUGAGGAAGAUCAAAUGUAAACAGAUGGCUUCAGAUAUACAGGGUAUGAUCAUCAGCUUUAAUUUCCUAGUGGAGAGGAAGGAUCGUCAGGUAGUCUCGCUUACUAGAGCGCUGGAGGACUCUGACGAACAGCACCGGCGCGCCUUUCAGACUCAUAUGGAGAACUUAAACUAUUUCCUCAGAAUCGGAGCUCAACGAUUAGAUAAACUGCAAACAGAGUACGAACGUCAAAAAGAUCUACUUUUAGAGAACUGGGAAGGAGAAGAGUUAGAGAUAACGGACAAUCAGGAUAGGGCGGAGAUGAAACUAACGUUGAUCACUUACAUACAGGACCGUGACUUCAGAGCGUAUAUGAAGGAGAGAGAAAUAGCAAUGCUGACGGCCAAGAAUGACGAGAGACUUGAGCACGAAGAACAAAUGCGCAACCUUUGUCGGCCAAAGCAGUUGGAAAUUGAGUUAUACUUUAAUAGACUCCGUGAAACUUAUGACGCGUACGGGGAGCACCAUAACCCGAUAAUGGGGCACUAUCGCGUGCUGCGGGAGAAAGACGACUUCUAUCAGAGAGACAUCGCAAGGAACGAACGACUAAUAGAACAAGCUACGGAUAUGCUAUUGAAUCUUCAAAAGGAAUGGGUGCGAACGACCAAGUCUAUAAGUAACAAGGUAAAUCGUAUGACGAACCAUAAAGAGGACUUGGCAAAGAGGUACUGGCAGAUGAAGAAGGAAUCUAAGCUUAUGAGCUGCAGAGACAAUGACAUGUUGACUGUACUUGUAAAUUGUAGCCAAGAUACCAUUAAGCGCCUGGAGGAAGUUAAUAGCAAAAUAAAUAAAAUCACACAAAUGAAUCAAAUAUGUAGCAAAUACGAAAAUAAUAGGUUGGAUGUUCUCGAAGAUUGUCCUGAAGACUGGAUCCCACAGAACUUUGAACAUCUUAAUGAGGAGAUGAUAGUAUAGUACUUUGAUUAUUGCACUAUCAUACCAAAAUUCACUGCACAAUCGUAUUAAAUGCACUCUAAGAUCGUAAGAAAUGCACUGCACAAUCUUACGAAACUUACUGCAUGACAGCACCAAACGCCUCACAUGAUUUUAUUCUCUUGCUAAUAAUACAAACCAUUUGUAAUGUUAUAUAUCGUACAUACAAUUUUUUUUACCGUCCCACAGAAUGAAUGCAAGGCAUAUAUGAAAAUGGAUAAAUUCUUAAACAAGGUGAACAGAGUGAAGGUGCAAACAAUGUGC
Molecule: messenger RNA, 1443 nt
Organism: Papilio machaon (common yellow swallowtail)
Lineage: Eukaryota; Metazoa; Arthropoda; Insecta; Lepidoptera; Papilionidae
Product: dynein regulatory complex subunit 2
Exons: 7
Coding region: 1-1161 (386 amino acids)
Biological process (GO): regulation of cilium movement; cilium-dependent cell motility; axonemal dynein complex assembly
Cellular component (GO): axoneme; axonemal dynein complex
Source: RefSeq, a predicted model, not a curated record